Molecule: messenger RNA, 927 nt
Organism: Drosophila persimilis
Lineage: Eukaryota; Metazoa; Arthropoda; Insecta; Diptera; Drosophilidae
Exons: 2
Coding region: 167-799 (210 amino acids)
Source: RefSeq, a predicted model, not a curated record
AUUCAAAAUUUGUUACGUCUUACCGUUUCGGCUAUUGGCUCGCCAGCACUUUAACUGAUCCUUCGCCGAUCAUCCUCCUGUGGAGGGUCACCGAUCACCGUUUGAGUGAUCUGUUUUUUGCGACAAAGCAUCUGGAGAAGCCUCUCUGUAAUUACAAGAAGGAACCAUGUCGGGUUUGAAUCAGCACUAUCAGGACUACUACCUGAUGCCGGGCACGUACUCCUAUCCAAUGGCCAUGCACGCCGCACCAACGGCUAGCGCCUAUCUGCCAAACUACGAAGAGAUGUCCUGGCUUAUGCCAGACAACAGCGCGGCCACCUAUGUGGCUAGUCCCAUUGGCGUGAUCAACUAUCUGUCCGAUCUUCAGUCCCAAAUGGCCUUGCCCACCCAACAAAAUCUAAACAGCGGUCUCUUCUAUGCGGUCCUCAAUCCGCUUGAACAGCAUGUGGGUAUGCCAAUGGCAGUGCCUGUGGUAGUGCCGGUGCAAGUGCCAGUGUCGGUGCCGGCCUAUCACCAGGCGAUAUAUGCCUGCCAGCAACCAGUGGAGCAGAUUUGUUAUUACCAGUUGGUGCCCAUGUCUGAGGAGGAGGUUACCUCCACAGGACAGCAGCCAGAAGACUACUCAGACCAGCCCGCAGAAGCGGAAGAGCAAGCCAUGGAGCCAGCAGUUGAGCAAGAGCCUACAAACGGCCAGCGAACCUACCAGGCAGAAGAGGGCUACUUGGUUGAGGAGCCGACCUCCUCGGAAGAGGACCAGGAGGAGAGCAAAGAGGAACCAACCACACCAGAGACGCAUUGAGAAGCUCCCACGGAUCUCACUUGUUCUGCUAUCGAGGCCAGUGGUGGAUCAAUCGAUACAAAUCGAUUAUGUUACUGUGUACCUUUGCAAAGAAUUGUUUUAUUAUAAUUUAUAGUCGCAAAAACAUA